Dicrocoelium dendriticum is the source of this 297-nucleotide messenger RNA. Lineage: Eukaryota; Metazoa; Platyhelminthes; Trematoda; Plagiorchiida; Dicrocoeliidae. The record is from the annotation of a GenBank genome assembly.
AUGAAUCUUUUAGAUUAUUCCACUUACGUCUCAUGCGGAAAUUCCUUCUCAAAGCCGUUAUCGAUCGGUUUCAUUGUUUGUCUCCCCAGAUUUCGUUCGGAAUCCGAGGCUAUUGAUUUGGCCAAUGCCACGAACCAUGGUCUCGCUGCCUACAUUUACACCCAGCAGAUUCAGCAGGCCUGGUCUGUUGCACGGCAGCUCCAGUGUGGCAUGGUUGGAAUCAACAGUCCACGUGUGAGUGCGGCGGAAAUGCCCUUCGGAGGCGUCAAGGACUCUGGCAUCGGCAGAGAAGGUUGA